UGUUUACAGUCUGUUUACUUACCCUGCAAAACACCCGGGUUACACAGAGUUGUAUAAUCUCUGAGGCAGAGUUGUCCCAUCUCAGCUCCUGUAUUUGUCCGUGUAAACGUGCAGAGGAGCGUGUGUAUUUUUAGUGUCGUCGUUUAUAAUGUCAGAGGUUGGUAGAUUCAUGUCGUUUACAGGACAUCUGCGUCUCUUGUGAAUCGCAGGACAUGCUUAUGUUCAGGUUUGGUGUCAUCCUGACACCGUCUUGUUUAGAUAUGGAGGUGUUUGUGUUGGGCUCUCGGCCGGAGAUGGGACACUGGGAUCCGAACCGAGCCGUAAAGAUGAAAGCUAGCCGCGCGGUUCUGUCAACCUGUGAGCCGUGCCUAUGGGUCGGACAAGUACCUCUGUCUGAACCGUACACAGAUCCACUGUGGUUUAAGUUUAUAAAGCGGGUCGCUGGUAACUACAUUUGGGAAGGCAAUGGGCCGCAUCACGACAGAUACUGCGUGUAUGACGACAGUAACAUGGUGGACGGUGUGUACUGCCACCCGAUCGGUCACUGGAUUGAGGAGACCGGCCAUACAGAUGAGAUGAAACACACCACCAACUUUUACUUCAGUGUAGCGGGACAGCAGGCAAUCCACUUCUCUCAGGUUCUACCUCGGGUCUGGUUGGGCAGCUGCCCUCGUCGAGUUGAACAUGUGACUCUGAAGCUGAAAGAGGAACUGGGCGUUACUGCGGUGAUGAACUUUCAGACAGAAUGGGAUGUCAUAAACAACUCGUAUGGCUGCCGUCGUGACCUCGGUCAACCUAUGACCCCAGAAACUAUGAUGUAUCUGUACAAUGACUGUGGCCUUGCUUACAUCUGGAUCCCAACCCCAGACAUGAGCACAGAGGGUCGUGCACGGAUGUUACCUCAGGCGGUUUAUCUGCUGUAUGGACUGUUGGAGAAUGGUCAUACUGUGUAUGUUCACUGUAACGCAGGAGUCGGACGCUCUACUGCUGUGGUGUGUGGUCUUCUUAUGUACGUUUUGGGCUGGAAACUCAGAAAGGUGCAGUAUUACCUUACAGCCAAAAGGGCGGCAGUCUAUAUUGACGAAGAAGCACUCGUGCGAGCUAAAGAUGACUUUCUGAAGAAGUUUGGGCGACUUCGUCCAUCUGUCUGCUGCCCACAGACAUGAGGGUCAACAGUGUCCUCUGAUCUGGGUCGGAUGACAAUAUUCAGAGCUAAAUAAAAUGUUAUUUUUGUAAUAUGGGAGGGAAAAGUUAUCAUGGUUUAGCAACUUUUCAAUUACGAGUGGGAUGAUUUGGUAUUUGAGUUGACAGAAAGGCAAAUAGUUUUCUCAUAGUGUUCAUUUAUAUCUGUCUUUACGCUUGCUGUUCAAGUUUGUUGUUUCCUGUGUCUUUUGAUCUUAAGUGUAAUGUAUGCUAAUUUUUUUCUGUCAAAUGCCUGCUACAAUGUUCUUUGUAAAGCGACCUUGAGCUUGUAGAAAGGUGCUAUAAAAUAAAUUCAAACGACUUAUUA
Molecule: messenger RNA, 1510 nt
Organism: Misgurnus anguillicaudatus (oriental weatherfish)
Lineage: Eukaryota; Metazoa; Chordata; Actinopteri; Cypriniformes; Cobitidae
Gene: epm2a
Product: EPM2A glucan phosphatase, laforin
Biological process (GO): protein dephosphorylation
Cellular component (GO): nucleus; cytoplasm
Molecular function (GO): starch binding; protein tyrosine phosphatase activity; carbohydrate phosphatase activity
Source: RefSeq, a predicted model, not a curated record